AUGAGAAAUAAUAAGGCGGCGACUAAGCGAGUGACGUCACUUCCUCAUAUUAUUCACGUACUUGAUAUCUAUUACAAAACUGCUUAUGACUAUCAUGAAAAAUUGCGACAUUGCAUCUAUUUUGAGCCGAUUGAAGUUGUAUUAUUUGUGUGGUCUUUAUUAGGCCGGUUACCUAUCAGGCGAGAUUCAACAGGAGAUUACAUCGUACCAAUCGUCCUCCGGGUCUAUUCUUUCCUAGUUGGCUCUAUAGUAGUUGUUAUUGGCAGUAUCUCUCUUCGAAAUCUAGUUAAAAGUUUGCUGAAUGGCGAAUCUGUAUAUGAAGAGCCCACGUCAGUGAUAGGCGAUUACAACUACACACUGUUCUGGAUAUGUCAGAUACUGACACUGGAGUCCCGAGUGUCAAGAGGCGCACAAACAUUGGGUGACUACAGAAGGUUGUGGCUGCAGUUGACGGACAUCACAACAAUUUUCAGCGACUUGAUGAGCUACAAAAUGACUCACUCAAUAUUCGUGAACGUUAUUUUCGUGAUAGUAACAAGCUAUCACCUGGCUCUGUCAGCUCUAUCGCGAGGUGUGAGGGGCAGUGCAGGCGACAUCUAUCUCUAUUUUUUCUGCAGUCUGUACACAGCGGCGCACGUGAUGCUUGCGUGCGAGAGUGGACACAGACUGGCUCAAAGUCUAGGCAAGAAGUUUGUGGACAGAGCAACUCGUCGCAGGUUGCAGCAUCUCUCGUUUGCCGAGCGGAAAGAGUUCUGUGUGUUCAUGGGCAUAGUGAGACGUCGGUCGCCGAGUGUUAUACUCAACGGUUUCCUGACGAUCGACCGCAGGCUGAUCGUUCUUGUUGUCUCCGGGUGUCUCACUUAUCUCAUCAUUCUCGUACAGUUCAAAGUGGGGAUGUCGGAGACCCAUAGGGUACAAAACAGCAAUAUCAGUCUCUCGAGGUAGAAUUUGUAUUUUUGAAAAUAAUUUGAGCAUUGUGUAUCAGAAUUCUUAUUUGGUAUUCUGGAAUGUAAUUAGUUGUAUACUAAGUCUAUCAUACUACUGUACAUCAUAAAUUGCUACCAUUGCUGAUCCAAGUUGAUGGUUUAAAAGUAAGACAAUUUCAAUGUAAGACAAUGUUUUUUAUUCUCUAUUAUUGUUAUACUUUCAAGUGUAUUAUUGGUUGUGGCGUUAUUGAGGAUAAUGAGCUUCAUUUGCUACAAUAAAAACUUCAUUCAACUUAUACACUAUUGCUUUUCAUAGUCCAAUCGUCCACAUAAUGAUCCAAUAAUAUUAUUGAAAAAAUAUUAUAACAAUCAAAUAGUUUAGAAAAUAGAUUUUAGUAUCCGAUAUUUACAAAAUAUAUUUGAACAUUAUUAUUAUUAUUAUAUCAAGCACACGUUACUAUACGAGCAAAAAACAAAACAAAUACAACAAUAGUUGGAACGUGAAUGGGGAUCACAAAUUACUGUAAUAAUUAUUAAUAAUAUAUGAAUAAAUGCAGUACUAAUCAACUAUCUGGGGAUUUAAAAACUAUAGGCAAUAUUUUGCCAAGUUAUAAGCAAUAACUUGGACGAGUUAUUUAAUUUUAAAUUACACAUUGGUUCAAGUUAUAGGUAAUUAGAGAAUCUAAUUUAACAAUGGAUUUAAUACUAAUAAAUAGACCAAUCGAAGAAUAACCAACCAAUAACAUCAACUGAAUAUACACAGAUAAAGUAGCAUAAUUAGAACGUAGGAGUAUAAAGAACUUAAAAGAAAUAUUAAUAUAUUAGCCUACAAUA
This is a messenger RNA of Nilaparvata lugens (brown planthopper), 1760 nucleotides long. RefSeq lists its product as uncharacterized. Gene Ontology annotation, biological process: sensory perception of taste. The coding region runs from base 1 to 945 and encodes 314 amino acids. The transcript is spliced from 3 exons. The record is from RefSeq and is a predicted model, not a curated record. Gene Ontology annotation, cellular component: membrane. NCBI's taxonomy places the organism in Eukaryota, Metazoa, Arthropoda, Insecta, Hemiptera, Delphacidae.